Molecule: messenger RNA, 1700 nt
Organism: Sycon ciliatum
Lineage: Eukaryota; Metazoa; Porifera; Calcarea; Leucosolenida; Sycettidae
Product: phosphomannomutase 2-like
Exons: 1
Coding region: 520-1260 (246 amino acids)
Biological process (GO): mannose metabolic process; GDP-mannose biosynthetic process; protein N-linked glycosylation
Cellular component (GO): cytosol
Molecular function (GO): phosphomannomutase activity
Source: RefSeq, a predicted model, not a curated record
GCUGCUUGUCAUUCAUCUCUCUGUCUGAGUCAUUCCAACUAGGCUCAAGCGGCCAGGUCGCAACACGUGAACGGGGAUGUUCAUAUUGGGCAGGCAUUUUAUAAUCGCAGCAAUUGCGUAAACCUGCAGUCUUUCAUAAUAAACCGUUUGUCUCCUGCUCUCUAAAGACUUCAAGUGCUUUCCUCCUCCACUUCCUCUCACUCUACUCGUGCAGUCGCAGCAGCCACCGUCAGUACAUGCAGUGGUACGGACGCCUUGGAAGGACAUAGGUAGUGGAAGUGUUUUUCAUUGGGGAGAUCUGGCAGCUACAAGUAGUGCAUUCCACUUUUAUUUGCAGGGCUUUGUCGUCACCUGGCCUAGUGGUGAGUGGUGACCAGUGCAGUGACGCGUACCAGCAGAGUUGUUGUAGAUAGAACAGCGGUUCAGUGAAUCCGAAAAAGUCCAGAAUCGCAUCAGUCCAGGCGUAAAGCCCAGUUUGUUUUCUCUCCUCUCUAUUGUCUAUCGCCCUAGUAUUUGGAAAUGGCCAACCCGGAGACCCUGUGCUUGUUCGACGUAGAUGGCACCCUCACGGCCUCUCGUCUCGUCAUCACGCCUGAAAUGAAGAAAUUCAUGGCUGAGCUGAGGACGAAGUGUAAAAUUGGUGUCGUCGGAGGAUCCAAUCUGGCGAAGAUUUCGGAGCAGAUGGACGGUGAUGUGCUGGAUCUGUAUGACUACGUGUUCGCAGAGAAUGGCCUAGUGGCGUACAAGGAUGGUAAACACCUGGCCACGACCAGCAUCAAGGACUUCGGCGACGACAAGCUGCAGAAAUUCAUCAAUUUCUGUUUGAAAUACAUGGCCGAUAUCCAGCUGCCCAAAAAACGAGGUACAUUCAUAGAGUUCCGCAGUGGCUUGAUCAACGUAUGCCCAGUGGGUAGAGAUUGCUCCCAGGAGGAGCGUAUGGAAUUCUUUGCCUAUGAUCAGGAGCACAAGAUCCGAGAAAAUUUCGUUGCGGCUCUCGAGAGAGAAUUUCCCGACUUUGGCCUGAAGUACUCGAUCGGUGGCCAGAUUAGCUUUGACGUGUUCCCGACGGGUUGGGACAAGACAUACUGCCUGCAGUUCGUGGAGAAGGACGGUUACAAAACCAUUCACUUCUUCGGCGACAAGGCGUAUCCCGGUGGCAAUGACUAUGAGAUCUACGAGGAUUCGCGCACGAUCGGCCACAAGGUGACGAACCCGAAUGAGACACGCGAGCUGCUGGAGGGCCUCUUCUUCAGUGCCUGAACAAAGACGUAUGGGUGUGAUUUUAAUAAUGUUUGUACUUUGCUACGAUAUAGCUGUGUAGGACAGUAGUUAAAAAAAGAAAAGCUCUUUGUCUUUUGACUGCUGAUCGACAACAACAGUACAUGGUACUGAACGCUACCUGUAUAUGGCUGAUUAGAUUUUGUUGCCGGUCCAUCCCGUUGUUGUCUUGUUUGCAGUUAUAUUUUACGAUGUGUCCAUCUUGGUGUAUUCGGACUGCCAACCUAGCUCUCCAUUCCGAAUUCCGUGUGUAUGGUGGUCUGUAUAUAGUUUGGUGUUUGGUCGUUUAGUGUCCUCUUUUGUGUCGCUUCGACAGUCUAGUAGUAGUAGUGAUCAUUCUUUUCGUUAGUAUUCAGGUUUUUAUUCGUUAACAGUGUGAACACUCUUCAUAGCAUUAACACUCUUAAGUCUUUUUAACGGAA